AGCGAGAUCAUUAACAGACACGACACUCAGCGAAGAAGAACGAGCGAGCGAACACCCUGAUACAAUACGGGGAGCGCAAACCGACAUAAAACCGCGCCUUUUGAGAUCCAUCAACACCAUCGUCCGUUAAAACGGGUUUAACUGCAGGCUUGCCAUUGACGUUUCCCGUUGGAUUUGGGAUUUCGGUCGGAUGCAUGCCGAGCGCAAACCGUUGGUUUUCACUGCAGUAUAACAGCUCUGUCUGAUCCUCCCCCGAGUCACGGAUUUGAGAGCAAGGGAAGCAGCCCUAUGCAGCUCCCCGAGUGACCAGCGACCGACAAGUACACAGAGCGAGACAGAUUAUACCCCGCAGCAUUGCACGUCGCCCCGCUAGCGAGACGGCACGCAGGCCCGGGCCGCUCUGUUCCUAGAACAGUUCAGCGUUGGAGAAUUGAUUUGAUUUUCGCCUGCUAUUUUGUUAGAUCACCUUUUUCUCAACGGUGCCUGCUCUUGACGCCAUUUUCCUCUGGGUUUUCUUUACCAAAAAAAUCUUGCUCCAUUUGACAGCUCCGCGGGAGGCUGUCAUCCCAUCCGUCGGUUGAGUUGGUGUGGCCAAAUGGAUUUUAAAUUAGCUUGAUGAAAUAUUUACACGACUCGAGUGUGUGACAACAUUAGACAUGGCCUAUCUGUGGAUGGUACCAGUGGGUCUACCAGCCCAGCACCAGUAGCUGACCCUACUACACAAACCCAACAGACUCUCUGCACUUCUAUUGGCUGGCAGCUACUGCUUCACCCUUCCUGAUUGGUUCUUGCAAGAGCAUUGAUGGAGCCAAGGGAUCUGGUUGGCUCAGUCCGAUUGAAGGAGGUGGAGUUCGAGGAAGGCAGGGCGGUGCCAAAUCAGGAGGACCAGGAAGUAAUUGGCUUGGUGCAGGGGGACGAUGUAAUCGACCACAUCAUCGGUGAACGCUGGGCGACCUCUGGGGAGGGGCUAGAGGAGCCAGGGGAGGGACUUGAGGAGCAAGAGUUUUCCAUCAAGGAAGCCAGCUUCCAGGAAGGUAGUCUGAAGUUAAAAAUACAGACCACCAAGCGGACCAAGAAGCCCCCCAAGAGUCUGGAGAACUACAUCUGUCCUCCUGAGAUUCGCCUGAUAGGAGAGAGAGGCCCGCGGGGGGGCCGGGGGGGGCGACUGGGGCAGGAGGAGGAGCGAGGGCCGCCCAGGAAGAGGACGUAUGAGCGACUGUUCCGAGCAGUGGAGCAGAGAGAGGGCGGCAUGCUACAGCUACUGGGAGAUCACACACCACCCAAACACCAGCACACACACACACAAGCACUCACACACACACAGCUCCAGCACACAAACCAACUGUCCCUGACUCAAACAAACCUACACACUCCAAACUGGGACAUGUUCUCUCCUAUCCCAGCCAAUCACACAGACAGCUCUGUGGAACAGGCAGCCACAAAUAGGAGUUCUUUAAUUGACACAACCUACUCCCAGAGAGGCUCAGGAAGCCCCUCCCCUCUGAGGUCAAUGACUCCUGAUCCUCAGUUGCCUGUUGUAACAGAUGCCAGCAUCCUGAACCUCACCUCUCUCAGCAGGGGGAGGGGUCUGCAGGAGGUUAGCGAGCAGCUCUUCGGGAACAUCAAGAGGAAAUAUGGCAGGAAGGACUCCCAGAGGGUGCUGGGUAAUACCCACAAUGCCGAGCUGUGGGUGAAGCAGAUAGAAAGAGGUGAGGGACUGCAGGAUGCAGAAGAGAAGCAGAGGGAAUGGAGAGCGGAGACCCAACAGCUGCUACUGGAAGAGAGGGAGGAGAAGAGCAACAUGGGCAGGAGAGGAGAAGAGGAUGACAGAGAGAUGCCCAUGCUAACGGAGGAGGGAAAAGGAAAGAAGAAGAGAAUAAGGAAGGCUUUCCAGGAGUCAUUUUCCCUGGAGGACCAAUCAGAGCAGCUGCUGGAUGCGGAAAUCCCUGAGAAGUGCCCCCAAGGGCCCCCUGACCCCAAAGUGGCAUCCAAAAUGGUUGCCAGAAAACGUGAAUCUGGUCUCAUAAAACUAGCUGAGCUGGAUGAAGAGAGGGCAGGUAGAGGAGGGAAUGGUGAUAGAACAGAGAGAAGAGAGAGAAAGAGGGUGGAACCAGUCUUGAGCCAAAGCAAGAAGAAAAACUUUGCUGUCCGCCCUAGGACCAGCUAUGAACCCAACCCCACUCUGCCUAGCUCCAAUCCCACUCUGCCUUUCCCCAACCCCAAUCUGCCUAGUUCCAACCCCACUCUGCCUAGCUCCAACCCCACUCUGUCUAGCCUCAACCCCAGUGCCAGCCUUAGUCCCAGGCCGAGAUCCAAUCUCAGUCCCAGGCUUAGGCCCAGUUUCAGCCCCAGUCCCAAGACAAACCUUAGCCUCAGCCCUGGAUCCAGCCCCAACCUAAGCCCCAGCCCCGGACCCAGACCUAACCUAAGUCCAAGUCCCAAACCUAGACCCAAUCUUAGUCCCAGGCAAAGACCUUACCUUAGCUCCAGUCCCGGACCCAACCUUACCCCCAGCCCCAAUCCCAGGCCCAACCUUAGUGCUAGUCCUAAACCCAGGCCUAACCUUAGUCCUAGUCCCAAACCCAGGCCCAACCUUAGCCCUAUUCCCAGACCCCGGCCCAACCUUAGUCUCAGCCCCAAUCCUACACGCAACCCUAGUCCCAGACCCAAUCAUACACCCAACCCUAGUCCCAGACCCAGGCCCAACCUUAGCCCCAGUCCAAUGCCAAAACCCAGGCCCAACCUUAGCCCCAGUCCCAGACCCAACAUAAGCCUCAGCCCCAAUCCCAGGCCCAACCUUAGCCCCAAUCUCAGUCCCAACCUUAGCCUUAGUCCCAACCCAAGGGCCACCCUUAACACAAUCUCCAGGCCCAGCCCCACCCCUACUCUAAGGCCAACUAAGGAAAAAGAUAGGUGGUCCUAUCUGAAGGCGAGGAGUCCUCCCAGCCUCAGUCCCCGGGACAGUAUUGACCCUCCCUCUGCCUUGUCUGACCCCCCCUCAGCCUUCCCCAUCACCCCCUCCAGCCCCUUGUACACUAACACCGACAGCCUGACCGUCCAUCCCCCACCGAAGAGGAAACGAGGACGCCCCAAAAAACAGCCCCUCCUAACAGUAGAAACGAUCCAUGAAGGCACCUCAACCUGCCCCCCAAGCCCACCUCACUGCCACUUCAACGCAGGGCUGGGCCGUGGACGGAAGACCCACUCACUAACAUCACUAGCCCAAAUUCCGUCCUCUAGUGCCAACCCUAAUGGUCUGCGGCUGCCCCGCGGGAGGGGGGGCCAUGCCAGGCAGGUGAAGAGGCUGAAGCUGGGUAAGGUGCAGAGCAUCCUCAACGAGAUCCUGUCAGGCUCCUCACAUAAUGGCAGCCUGGUGCUGAAGUCAUCCUCGGCUCCAGUCACGUCGGCUAUGACAGCCGUGGCCUCCAGCAUCGAGGCCCGUCUGGGCAAGCAGAUCAACGUUAGCAAGAGAGGAACCAUCUACAUUGGCAAAAAGAGAGGUAGGAAGCCCCGGGCCCAGGCCCAGGCUAACCCUCCCAGAGCCAGUACCUAUGACAACCUCCUAGUGCCUUCCACCCCACCCACCAAUUCUCGCCCACCCUCUUUCCGGCCAGGCCUUUAUGAGGCCUCCAUGCCCAGCCUGCAGCCUGUCUCGGCCCUACCCUCAAAGCCCUCGGGCAGGGGGGCUCUGCUGGGCUGGAAGCUGUCCCCACCCCGCCUGCUGGCCCACUCACCCUCCCAUCUAACAGAGGGGGCAUCAGCCAAGGAGGUGACGCUGUCUCCCAUCAGUGAAUCGCACAGCGAGGAGACAAUCCCCAGCGACAGUGGUAUCGGCACGGACAACAACAGCACGUCCGACCAGACUGAGAAAGGCCCUGCUUCCAGACGCAGGUACUCCUUUGACCUGUGUGGCCUGGAUGCUGCAGAGGCUGCAGUUCUGGAGGCGUCCAGCCGAGCCAGCAGAGGGCGCUGUGAGAGGCAGGUGGCAGUGGUGGACAGUUUCCUGUCGCAGCAAGAGAAGAAGCAGAAACACCACCGUAGGAAGAGGAAGUGCCUGCAGAGUCGUGACCACCUGCACUUCCUGUCUGAGCUCGAAGAGGUGAUGGUGAAGAUGCAGCAGCUGCGCGUGUCUCAUCGACGCUCAACCUGCUACUCUCAGCAGUCUUACCCCUCUAUCUUCCACCACUACUACCCUCUGACCUUUCACCCCUAUGCCUGCGACUCCACCCCCUACCUGCGCCGGAGCGCCCAACUCAAAGCCAAGAGGAGGCGUGGCCGCCCCGCCAAGAUCAGCCAGCCAAUCCCGGCCAAGCUGCCUUUAGUCCAGGGCUAUGGCUUUCCGCUGGGUGGGGGGAAUUACUAUGCAGCUCCCUAUGCCAUGCCUUACCCCCCCCCUCUGAGCCUGGGGUACUACUCCCCUCACGCCCCCCCUCUCUACCUGCCCACCCACACCCUGGGGCCAGCACCACCCUCGCCCUUCAUGAGGCCGGCCGGCCCCCCUCCCAAAGCCUUUCACCCUGGGGGCCACGCCAAGAUCCAGGCUGGGGCCAAGAUGCGAGUCUCCAGCGCCCCACUCCAAGGUGUUUCUGGUCGGGCGGAGGGGGCCCGGGGCUCCCUGGGGGCAGGGGGAAGUGGAGGUAGCUCUAGAGCAGUGGGGCUGGGAGGGGUUCGCCUCCACAAGAGGAAACACAAGCACAAGCACAAGCACAAAGAGGAGCCCCUCCUCUCGGCCAGAGACAGGAAGGAGCUGGGCGGGAUCUUCAGCGGGACCCUGCUGAGUGACAGGCGGGAGAUAGCCAAUCAGAGCUCCUCUGUGUUUGUGGAGAAACAGAGGGGUGUUUCCAGGUCAGAGAGGGCUCUCUCUCUAGCUGAGGCCCAUUUCCACUCACACCAGUUAGGGCAGCCAAUGAGCAGCUUCCUGACCAACUACCAUGGCCAAUCACAACGAGCCUCUGAGCUGUUCUCUGAUUCACACGAAGAGGCAGUCAGUGGGCGGAGUCAGAGGAGGGGACUGGCGGUGUUUGGAGAGGAGGGGAUGAUGUCAUUCAAAAACGCCAGGAAGGCAGAAGGUCCCAUGUCUGAUUGCAGCUCACUCACAGGUAAGAGGAGGUACAAACGGAGGGAGGUGGAGGAGAUCCAGAAGGAGGUGAGGAGGAGCUUUGAUCACGUCCAGAAGAUCCUGCGCGUCAAGCGGCUUCAGCGACAAGCCAAGACGGGAAACAACGUUGUCAAGAGGCGACCUGGUCGUCCACGGAAACAGCCGCUGGAGGAGUCUGAGCACACUAGUCAGAUGGAAGAAGACAGGGGAGAUGGGAGGAGCCUCGGGAUGCCAGUGCUUGAGAGGUGUGUCGAUCUGCCAGGGAGGCGGAGUUCAAGGCCCGGCCCCGCCCCUCAGCCUCUCGAGUUCUCCAAUCACGACUCAAUCUCGGCGGCCAUUGAGACGGUGGUGCACCGAGCACGCUCUGUAGCAUCCCCGCUGGCCGGUGGUGGGAAAUGCAGGGGCCGCAGGAGGGAGGAGCUGUGGUCUCCCACCAGCCAAUAGGAAAGCAGCAUAGAUCUCAGGGAGCAAGAUGGUGGGACCGUCCAAUGGCUCCCCACGCUAAAUCCUUUUGGUUGUCAUAGUGUACUGUAUGAUCUGGCCGAUGCUAUCCAAGGACAAGUUUCGCUAUCUAGGCAUUACAGGACCAGAGGAUGCUGUGUCUGGUCCUCCAAAUUGUAUGGUACUCCAGGAUAAAUUCAUGUCUUAUGGUCCUCUACCAUGGUACCCUAGAUCUGUAGCUCCUACAAGCUUGUGUAUGCUCCUUCUUUUUGACGUUGGUGACGUUUAUUUCAUAAGUGGGUGUGAUUGUGGCCCAGCCCAUGUCUUUACCUCCACCUCUCACCCUUACACACACCCCCCUCAUCCUUCCACCCCCCAUCCCUCAUCCCUCCACCCAACUCCUGCCCUAGGCUCCAACAUCAAGGCAAUAUGAAGAAUGAAUGAACUGAGAGAGGGAGGGACGGAUGAAGGGAGAGAUGGACUGAGUGAGGGAAGAAGGGAUGGAGGGAGGGGUGAGCCUGUUCCAGCCUAUAGCAGUGGGCUGGCUAUACAUAGAGACAUGUGACCAGUCAUCUUUCAGUGGAACUAGGUAACCUGGCAUAUAUUUACCAGACCAGUUCUACCUUAUACCUGUUCAACCAUAGAGCUGUUCUACCGUAGACCUGUUCUACCUUAGACCAGACCUGUUUUAUCUUAGACCUGUUAUACCAUAGACCGGUACUAUCUUGGACCUGUUCUAACUUAGACCUGUUCUACCUUAGACCGGACCUGUUUUAUCUUAGACCUGUAUUACCUGAGACAGACCAGUUCUACCUUAGACCUGUUCUACCUUAGAUCAUGACAGUUGUGCAUUGUUUCAUAACCAAAAAACAGACAGGGGUGUGACGCAAUACAAGCUUGUUUUCAAACAGAAUGAACUACAUAUAUGUAGUAAUUCAUUCAUUUGUUCAUUCGCUCAUGUUUUUUAUACCAGCAAAGUGGAUGUGGGGCCAUCUUGGUGAACCUGGAACUUGGUUUAAUGCACUAUGAAACAGCAGACACUUACAAAAAUCCAACACAGCACUUCCAGACCUUGUUCCAGGCCUGGUUGGGACCUCUGUGACCCUGGGCCAGAUGUGGCCACAAAUAGUCAGUAUUUCAGAAAGAAUACAAACAUUGAGUCAGUAUUACAUUGGGAACUGUCUUAGUGUGAGAGCCCCCACCCCACUUCCUCCCCCCGUUUCCCCUGUGCCUUACGUUGGGUUAUUUUAGUGUUUCAUGUCACCACAAGAGAUGGUUGGAGAUAGCACCUCCUUAUCAGGAUUGUUGACAGAACCCUGUAUCUAGCUGUCCCGCCCCCCUCCAAAAACACCAACCCCUACUCCUCAUAUCCUCAUCCCUACAGGUACGCUCCGAGGGUGCCAGUGGAGGUCGUUGUGGAAACCAUGCUGUCUUAUGUUGUUUGCUAUGCACCAGGCUACGCCAGGAUAUGACCUCAUAAGGAGUGUCUGUUUUAGGUCCACCUUUUUGAUGAAUACAAAUAAGUGGUCUUAUUUAGUGACUACGAAAUAAUUAAUGUAACCAGAAUAGUGAAAAUUACCAGUAAUAAUUUGUAAUAAUCUGUGCAGAAAGUGACUAUCAUUUCAUUGUAUCUCUAGUUGCUGCAGCUCUGCAGUACAGCCUUAAUCUGAUGUGUUUGUUGUAAAUAGUAGCAAUGUGUCCAUUGUCCACUGGCCUGCUCGGAUCUGGUUGGGCUCAGCCAUGCUGGAUCUGUCUCAGAACUGACCAGUCCAGGCCAGUAUAGACCAGUACAAACCAGUAUAGACCGGAUCAGACUAGCAACUGUAAAACAGUGCAGAUAGUGCGUUUAGAACAGCCUUGCAUUUGGAAACUGCUUCAAAACACAGCUCAACACCCUUAGAAAAGCUCAGCUCAUACUGGACACAGAAGAACAUGUGUUUUUCAGUUAGCUAAUGUUCAGAUUUUGGGUUUUUUAUUCAGUUAGUAAGCAGAUUAGUAAUGGUCAGUUUUAAUAUACUAUGUAACUAUGUAUAAACAAAUGAACGCCAACUGUCAGCAUGGAUAAUAUAAUGGUCUGAUAGGUUGCUGUUCAGUCUCAAGAUUGGUGUACUGGUAUUAGACUGGUGUACUUGCUCUAGACUGCUGUACUGGUUCUUGAUUUGUGUACCGGUAUUAGACUGGUGGUUUGGUCCUGGACUGGUGUACUAUUAUUAAACUGGUGUACUGGGUUUUAUUGAUGUACUGGUUCUGGACUGGUGUAGUGGUAUUAGACUGGUGUACUGGUUCUAUACUAGUGCGCUGGUAUACUAUACAUUUGCACUGUAAGGCUGGGCCCUAACCUCUGACCCAAGGUCGGUUUGCCUGACAGUCACCGUCAGUGGUUUAAGGUCAGAUCUGACCCCAAGUCAGCAGUCAUCACCACAUACCACACCCAGUCAACUUUGGGGAAACCAGUACAUUAACAGAGCACAAAGUAAGCUCUUCCACCUGUGUUGGCAUAUUUUGAGUUUCAAUCUUUGAAUAUUUUUAUUAGAGUUGGUUCCCCUUUCUUUGCAUGAUAUUUGAUUGUAUGCAUAAAUAUUUUAGACACACGGAAAGUUUAAUUAUAAUUGAAGCUGGAGCAAAACUUGUACAUUGUUUGAUAUGUUUCUUUUUUGUAAUGAAUUUUUGAUUCAUAAAGCAUUUUGUACAUUGUAUGAAUAUGAAAAUCUGCAAAUAUUUGACAUAUAGAAAUAAGUAAAUACUUGGGAAUGCAUAUGCAUAUAUCCGUAUGUGUUAAAAUGUACACAUAUAUUUUGUAUCUGCAUUAGUUCAUAUACAGAUAUAUGUCCUCAGCACAUACCGUAUACUUGCAAUAUAUGUAUGUAUAUCCAUGUCCGUUGGCAUGCUUUUGGUCAUGUUUAUUCUUCAUGAUCUUGUAGAUAGUUUUUCUUUUCAUUUCUCUUUCCCGGGAGAGAAACGCUUGUUCCUCAGGCUGACAGCCCUGAGAACUUCUAGAACAACCAUCCUUGACCUUGUCAUGUGACCCAUCGUGUGAAAUAAUAAAUGACUUUAUUA
Osmerus eperlanus (European smelt) is the source of this 8596-nucleotide messenger RNA. It is a transcript of the gene setbp1, whose product is annotated as SET binding protein 1. Lineage: Eukaryota; Metazoa; Chordata; Actinopteri; Osmeriformes; Osmeridae. Gene Ontology annotation, molecular function: histone H3K4 methyltransferase activity; DNA binding. The transcript has 7 exons. The coding region runs from base 803 to 5542 and encodes 1579 amino acids. Gene Ontology annotation, biological process: regulation of DNA-templated transcription. The record is from RefSeq and is a predicted model, not a curated record. Gene Ontology annotation, cellular component: nucleoplasm.